Puccinia graminis f. sp. tritici CRL 75-36-700-3 is the source of this 1080-nucleotide messenger RNA. RefSeq lists its product as uncharacterized. The transcript is spliced from 5 exons. Bases 1 to 1080 code for a protein of 359 amino acids. The record is from RefSeq and is a predicted model, not a curated record. Lineage: Eukaryota; Fungi; Basidiomycota; Pucciniomycetes; Pucciniales; Pucciniaceae.
AUGGCUUCUUCACCUACUGAGCUCAUCUCACGAAGCCCUUCGACUUUACUCGGUCAUCCCAUCUUGGAAGGAUGGAUGCUCAAAAAGAAGAGGAAGAAAAUGCAGGGUUUCGCUCGAAGAUAUUUCUAUCUCUCGCAGGAACCAGCCGUGCUCUCAUACUCCUUCUCACCCAAUUCACGAAUCAGGGAUUCAGUCCUAAUCAAACUAGCCUCGAUCUCUAUCUCAAGGAAAUCAAGAUCAAUCCACAUCGACUCUGGCGGAUCUCUGGUCAUGCAUAUCAAAACCCUCUCAGACCCUGAUUUCCUACGCUGGACUCAAACUCUUCAAUCACUCGUCACCAAUGGAAAGCUCAAAGAAUGUCAACGGAAACCCCGUCAAGCCCCUAGAGAUACCUCAAAGGCCCUACCAAGAUACUCGGAAUUCAAUCGUUCCGACGCUGGCCCCUCUGUUCGACCGGUAGAACUCAGCAAUCUAUAUCAUUCCGUAGCUCGGAUGCAAGCUCCAUUGUCCAUGCUUCAAGAGGUUCAAAAUGAUCUGCGCGAGUUGCUCUUUCCACCCCAGUCAGAACCACUAUCAGCACCUCAACCCAGCACCCCUGGCCAACCACGUUCGCCACCAACCAUGUCCCAGCCUGCAUAUAACCCUACUACCUCUCCGAAGCUUCAAUAUUCCACCCCGAAAGGAAAGAAACAGCAUCUGUUCAAGCAUUACAGUCACAAUCACGUCACAAGCUCAGUAGAUGCCCACAAGGUUUACCAGACCAUCACUCAAGCCGUCACCCAAUUGAAGACCGAGCACCUCAACCUGAUCGACCUUAUCAAUAUUCAUCGUACCUCCAUGAUCUCUGACCAGCCUUCGAAGCUCUCUCAAACCAAUCCCAGGACGAGUCCCUCAGUCCACAUCACUCGGAACCCGCGUCAAUCAACCAGUUCCUACUCCCAUGGCGCCUCGGCCUCCGAUUACGUAUCAUCCUCCUCGACCGUAGACUCUCAGCUCAGCUCCCGUCGACGAUCAUCUACAGUGACGAAGGCCAGCCAGCGAGACCGAGUUGGAGAUGGCGGGAAACCUAGAUUCGAGUAG